This is a messenger RNA of Perkinsus marinus ATCC 50983, 204 nucleotides long. RefSeq lists its product as hypothetical. NCBI's taxonomy places the organism in Eukaryota, Perkinsozoa, Perkinsida, Perkinsidae. The annotation marks the transcript as partial. The transcript has a single exon. The record is from RefSeq and is a predicted model, not a curated record.
AUGGUUCAUGCACCUAGGGAGGGUGCUGGCAUUCCCAAUUUCCCCCCGUUGAGAUCGAGGCUCGAUCAAAGCAGGAUAGCGAAUCCUCCUGAGGACCCCUGUGAUGGACGAGUCAUCGUCAUAGGCAACUGCGGUGAGCUCCUCCAUCUCACGAAGGAGACCGGCGGGGAGUGGACUCUCGAGGCGGCCUCGAAAAACUCGUUG